Aspergillus tanneri is the source of this 216-nucleotide messenger RNA. RefSeq lists its product as uncharacterized. The transcript has 2 exons. NCBI's taxonomy places the organism in Eukaryota, Fungi, Ascomycota, Eurotiomycetes, Eurotiales, Aspergillaceae. The record is from RefSeq and is a predicted model, not a curated record. Bases 1 to 216 code for a protein of 71 amino acids.
AUGAGGUUCGCAAUCAUUGCCGCUUUUUUCUUUGCCUCGUUGACAGUCGCCUUUCCUGCAUCGGAUGACGCUAAUGUUAACGCUACUGAAGUGAGCGAUAUGAUGGCCGGACCUGGUGGACAUGGCCGUGGAAACGGAAAGAAUGAUCAUGGACAUGGAUGUGGAAAGGAUGAUUAUGGGCAUGGUCAUGGACAUGGAAAGGGCAAGGAUGAUUGA